Molecule: messenger RNA, 2486 nt
Organism: Entelurus aequoreus (snake pipefish)
Lineage: Eukaryota; Metazoa; Chordata; Actinopteri; Syngnathiformes; Syngnathidae
Product: major histocompatibility complex class I-related gene protein-like
Exons: 7
Coding region: 135-1193 (352 amino acids)
Biological process (GO): immune response
Cellular component (GO): external side of plasma membrane
Source: RefSeq, a predicted model, not a curated record
GCCACUGUACCUCUGGACACCAACUUCCGGUAUGACGUCACAACCGGAUUCCAAAGUACAGAACUUGUCAACUGCGUGCCACACGGCGGCUUAAAAUGUUUUAACUUCGUUUCGACGAGGAAAAUUGGUGCUAAAUGGAGGAAGUGAUAUUCUUUUUUCUUCUCUGCUGCCGCCUCGCAUCUCCUGCGACGCACUCCCUGUGGCACGUGUACACGGUGACCACCGGCAUCCCCACGCUGCCCACCACGGUGGCGGUAGUGGUGGUGGACGGGAUCCAAACCGACCACUACGACAGCGUCAGCAACACCGCCGGGCCGUCCCAGGACUGGAUGAAGCGGAUGUCAGACCUGGACCCGGACUACUGGAAGACCCAGACCGACUUCUGGGAGCGCCAAGACCACUUUGGGAGGAUCAACAUCGACAUUCUGAGGAAGCGCUUCAACCGCACCGAAGGUGUGCACGUGUUCCAGGUGUUGCACGGCUGUGAGUACGAUGAGGACUUGGGUGUGUUCCGGGGUUUCAACCACCACAGCUACGACGGAGAGGACACCUUGUACCUGGACAUGGAGCAGCGGCGCUGGAUCUCCCUGAAGCCUCCCAUGGACGCCACCCAGAGGAAGUGGAACGACAACCAGGGCUGGAUGGAGUUCAUGGUGCACCGCCUGCUGAAAGAGUGUCCCCAGCGCCUCAAUCGCACCCUGGAACUCGGCCAAAGUGUCCUGCGCAGAAUCGAGCGUCCCCGGGUGUCUCUGCUCCAGACCAGUCCGUCCUCGCCGGUCACGUGCCACGCCACGGGCUUCUACCCUGACGUGGCCAACAUGUUCUGGACCCGGGACCGGGUGGAGCUCCACGAGCACGUGGAGCACGGCGAGCUACUGCCCAACCACGACAACACCUUCCAGCUCAGCGUGAGUUUGGACGUCAGCGCGCUGCCGCCACACGACUGGUCCAGGUACGCCUGCGUCUUCCGACUGUCCGGACUCCAGGAGAACAUCGUGGUCGGCUUGGACGCGUCCAAGAUCUUGACCAACUAUGUGGAGCCUCCCAACGUCCUCGUUCCAGUCGCCGCGCUCCUCGCCGCCCUUGUGGUCCUCGCCGCUGCCGCCGCCAUCGGUUUUUUUGUUUGGAAGAAGAGACAAGCUCCAACUUUGCAGCAUGGCACUGAGGAGGAAGGCCAGAAGAUGGCGCCAUGAGGCCAAUCUUGGUCACGUGACUCAGCAUGAGGCCAGUCUUGGUCUUGGUCCGGUGGACAAAGCAAAACUGAAUAGAAGAAUAAAGUUAGUGUGGUACAAGAAGAAGGGUUAGUGUGCAAAGAGUUAGUCUGGAACAAGAAGAAGGUUUAGUGUGCAAAGAGUUAGUCCGGAACAAGAACAAGGUUUAGUGUGCAAAGAAAGCAUUCAGAAGACAAAAUAAUUAACUUAAACCCUUCAAAAGACAAAAUAUGUUGAUCAUUCACUUAAAAAGCCAACAUUAGUUGAUUGUACACGUGCUAAAGUAUUAUGUUUAUUGUUCCAAGGAUGAGGAAACUAAGUGUUUGGACGCUAAAUCUUUAAUUGAUAAACAUCUAAACUCAUUAGACAUGUAAAAGUUGUAUUUCCUGUCAUUUAGUCAACCAACCUGACUUAAUCCUUUAAAAAAAAUUACAUUAACGACAAAAUAGAGGAAAACACGAAUAAGCCACGUGAGCUCUGGAAAAUUCUCAACAACCAGCUUGCUGGUUGCAGCCAGAAACUUCAAACCAGACUCACCAACAUCAGCAUCAAGGAGGGUGACUCCCUCAUUACAGACAAAAUGGAGGUAGCUAGCAGACUUAACACCUUUUUCACCAGCAUAGCCGCAACUCUUGUCAACAAGCUGUCCCACCACUCUGGUCGCUUUGGUGUAGAACACAUUAAAGCCUUCUACAGAAAGCUAGGAGUAUCCAACGAUAUUUCAAAUUAGAAAUGGUCUCAGCUGAUGAGGUGUUUAAAAAAUUGAGCGCGCUCCACCCAAACAAGGCCACCGGCCUUGAUAAUAUUCCCUCCAGAUUCCUCAGGGACUCUGUGCCCCGAUCAUCACGCACAUAAUAAACCUAUCAAUUACACAAGGCCAAGUACCAAAAGAUUUUAAGAUAGCAAGAGUAACUCCCCUCUUUAAAAAAGGAAGCAAAUUGGAACCUGGCAACUACCGACCUGUUUCUAUUCUCAGUUCCAUUUCGAAAGUAAUGGAGAAAAUAGUUUAUGAACAGGUCGAUAGUUACCUUGCCACUAAUAAACUCAUGUACAAAUUCCAAUCCGGCUUUAGAACUAACCACUCCACUGACACAUGCCUUCUCUAUGUGAGCGACCACAUCAAACAUGAGGUGGACGCGGGCAAAUACUGCGGCAUGGUCAUGCUGGACCUUCAGAAGGCCUUUGACACCGUUAACCACGCUAUACUGUUGGAUAAGCUCAGAGCAAUCGGAUUUAACAAAACCUCAUGGAGCUGGAUGCAAUCUUACUUGGAGG